AUGAGGGAGAGGGAGAGCGAGGAGUUGAGCAACUCCGAGAGUAGUGAACAGAAGCGAAGAAAGAGAGACAGCAGCGACGAAACGGAGAGCAGCGACAGCUCGUCUGACUCCAGUAGCGAUGAGGACAAGAGAAAGAAGAAGAGGAAGCAGGGAAAGAAGAGCAAGAAGAAGGAGAAAAAGGAGAAGAAGAAAAAGAAGCAGAAAAAGGGAAAAAAGAAAAAGGCGAAGAAAGAAAAGGAGAAAGCCGAGGAGCUCUACGACGAAUUCGAAGUGCGGCGGCUCCUUACGAAUUUGCUGACAAAGAGUCGCUCUCUCGAUACAGAGCUCGAGUCUCUCUUCAGCAACCUCGACGAGAAGCAAACUGUUUUUUUGGAUGGCCUGCCUGACGCGACGCUCCGCAAGAAACUCCGCCACCUCUUCAGGGCCCUGAAUCUCACGGGAGUGAAGGAGGAGGCGAGCGUUGGCUUCAAGAAAGGCAAGGCGCUCUCUUCGCUGUCUCUGCGUCGCCUCGUGCGGUCGCUCUGCCGAGAAAUCAAGGCGGAGCUGCCACCGCCGACCGGGCUGCCGCCGGCAGCCGAGACUCCGCCUCAGCAGCUUACUGAAGAGGAGCUGAGGAGGCUGCGGCGCGGGGACAGCCCAGUCAUCGUUGACGCCGCGGAGCUCGCGGGCGCCGCUGCUCCGGUGGGGCCUGCGCCGCCUCCAGGCCGCGAAGGCGGACAAGACAAGGGGAAGCGAGAGGCGUGCCGACAACGCGACGCAGAGCGAAGCGCCGAAGACGCCAUCGAGACCCGCAAGCGCGGCCGCGAGGAGUGGAUGCUCGAGGCUCCGGCGUACUUGAAGAAGGCUUUCACAGCGAACAGCAGGAUGGAGAAGAUGUUGGAGCAGAAGCGGCGAGAGGACGCCGAGGCUGAGCAGAUGCGCGCUGCGAUGGAAGAAUGGAACCGCAAGCACCGCGCCAGGAGCCUCAGGGAAAUGACCGCAUCAGGCGAAAUCAAAGAUGCGCAGGAAACGUACAAGAAGUGGAAACAGGCCAUGUGGGCUCAGAACCUCUGGGGGAAGUCCGCCGCGGAGCAGCGCGCCAUCGAGGAGGGAAAGGGUGAAGAGAAUGCUGGUCAGCCCUGGAGGCGCUUCGAUCGCGAGCGAGAUCUCGACACGCGGCAAACGACGCGCGAAGACUACAACAAGUUGGUGGCGAAGGCGUCCGAGCUCAAUAACCGCUUUCACUCGACUUGGCAGUCCAGCUUCUUGUAA
Besnoitia besnoiti is the source of this 1251-nucleotide messenger RNA. RefSeq lists its product as uncharacterized. Lineage: Eukaryota; Apicomplexa; Conoidasida; Eucoccidiorida; Sarcocystidae. The coding region runs from base 1 to 1251 and encodes 416 amino acids. The record is from RefSeq and is a predicted model, not a curated record. The transcript has 10 exons.